GCCAUGAUGGGAGCCUGAGAGUUCAGCUGGAGCUAGAGGAGCGAGAAAAGAAGAUGAUUUCCCGGGACGGAACUGUCAAAUCAGCCUGUACACAUUUCUGAACUUUGUAUAGUCUCUAUACAUCGAAGGUGGAGCCUGUCACUUUUUUUCAGAUGUGUUCCUGGCAAUCAGUCGAUGACAAUGUUGAAUCGUUAGGGGGCAUUUGGAUCGAAAAAGGAGGUAGCAUUAGCUAUUGUUGCUAGCUAGCUGUGCUAGCUAGCUAGUUAGCUAGCGAGCUAGCUACGUCUUAGUGACUGGAUACGGGUUUAGAGAACCGGUGAGUUCUCUGUCUUCUUGCUGUCAAUCGCGGCAGCUGCCAUUGAGCCUUCAGCUUGGACAUUUCACGGCAUUCUGAAGUAUUUUCCUCUGAGGACACCUGCAUGUAUUUUAUCCGGGGGUGUUUGCAAAACGAAUUGCAGGAUUGGGAAAGUCGGGCCUCCGCGGAGGAGCAGAGCAAGGCCCGUCUUUAUGAUCCAGAGGAAGCCUUUCUAAUCCUACCGACAGCCACCGCUACUGCUGGCUAGCACUUCUCUGUCAGGACCUGGAAAAUUCAGCCGUGAGCCACCGAGAGCAGACCCAGUGACUGCGACAUAAUCGGCCAAACCGCCAAUACUAGAUAAACUUUUCACCAGUUACCCCAUAUAGACUCCUGUCACCUGCUACAAUGUCGUCGAUUAUAAAAGAAAUGGUCAGUCGGAACAAAAGGAGAUACCAAGAGGAUGGUUUCGACCUGGACUUAACAUAUAUUUACCCAAAUAUCAUUGCAAUGGGCUUUCCAGCAGAGAGACUUGAAGGCGUGUACAGAAACAAUAUAGAUGAUGUAGUACGGUUUUUGGAUUCAAAGCAUAAAAACCACUACAAAAUCUACAACCUCUGUGCAGAAAGACACUACGAUACUGCCAAAUUUAACUGCAGAGUUGCACAGUACCCCUUCGAAGACCAUAACCCUCCUCAGCUGGAGCUAAUUAAGCCGUUUUGUGAAGACCUGGACCAGUGGCUCAGUGAGGAUGACAAUCACGUGGCGGCCAUCCACUGUAAGGCCGGGAAGGGCCGCACCGGAGUCAUGAUCUGCGCGUAUCUCCUCCAUCGUGGGAAAUUCCAGGAGGCCCAAGAAGCACUUGACUUUUAUGGGGAGGUCAGGACAAGGGACAAGAAGGGAGUAACGAUCCCGAGCCAGCGUCGCUACGUCUACUACUACAGCUACCUACUGAAGCACCAGCUGGAGUACAAGCCGGUGGCAUUGCUCUUCCACAAAAUGGUGUUCGAGACUCUCCCUAUGUUCAGCGGGGGCACCUGCAGGGACAGUACCAUUAAAAACAGGAGCGAGCCGACCCCUCAGGGCUUCAAGAAAGGGAAUUGGCAUUGGGAUCCCCAGUUUGUGGUGUACCAGCUGAAAGUGAAGAUUCACACGUCGAACCCCGCUCACACACGGCGCGAGGACAAGCAUAUGUUUUUUGAAUUUCCCCAGCCGCUCCCAGUCUGCGGAGACAUCAAAGUGGAGUUCUUCCAUAAACAGAAUAAGAUGUUGAAGAAGGACAAAAUGUUUCAUUUUUGGGUGAACACUUUCUUCAUCCCUGGACCAGAGGAGAGUGGGGACAAGAUGGAGAACGGGGCAGUUAACAGUUUAGAGAGCCAGCAGGGGCCACCAGGGCAGGGUCUUCCGGGACAGGGACCUGGACCAGGCCGACCGGGACAGGGCCAACUGCAAAGUGCCGAGUGCAAGGACAACUGGAGAGAAAACUACAGGGAGGAGAAGAAGGAAAGCAGCAAAGAAAGCGACAGGGACAAGGACUAUCUCAUCCUGACACUUAAUAAGAACGACUUGGACAAGGCCAACAAAGACAAAGCUAACCGCUACUUCUCACCAAACUUCAAAGUGAAGUUGUACUUUACGAAAACCGUGGAGGAGCCGAACUCCGAGGCUAGUACUUCAACAUCAGUCACCCCCGACGUUAGCGACAAUGAGCCAGACCAUUAUCGAUACUCUGACACCACUGACUCAGAUCCGGAAAAUGAACCUUUUGAUGAAGAGCAGCACACACAAAUCACAAAAGUGUGAACUCUUUUUAAACAGGAAAAAGGAAGAAAUUAUACAGCAGAAAAAAAGGAGAAAACUUGAAUAUAAACUCAAAAGAAGAACCUUUGUCCCUUCCCUCCCCCAGACGGCAAUAGAAUAUCAUCAUGUCAAAUGCCAAUUUUAGGGGAAAAAAAAAAGAUGAAAUAUCCUGACCAAUAUAUUGUUUUGUUUUUUUCUUUUUUUUUUCUCUCUCUGGCACGACCAUGAACCAUGUGCGAGGUAUUGACACUGUUGCCCCAUGGGAAAAGGUGCUGUAGCUAUAAAACUGUGUUUAUAUAUAUAUACAUACAUAUAUGUAUAUACAUAUAUACAUGCAUAUAUAACAAACUUUUUUGUGUCAAAGACAAUGGAAAGAGUACCACAAUCAGGAGAUGGGAGUUGAAGUGUGGGAGAAGCUAGAAUGAUAUACGAGGACUAUGCUGCUCUUCUCCUGUCUAAACCAAGGCCAGUGCUGCAGUCACUUUGUUUCACUCCCUCUCUUCUCCUCUCAUCUUUUACUCUUCCCCACCCUCCAUCCUCUCCUCCUUCCUAUAUUCCUUUACUGUGAAUGCUUCUUGUGCUCUUUGCAGGCUGUCUCACGUGACUUUUGGCCUUUGUGCAGUGCAAACUGCAUGCGGGCAGUGGGUUGGGGGUGGGCGGGGGUUAUAAAGAGGCUGUGAUGAUGUCUAAAGCAUUGCCAUUCCUGUUCCCACUGUGUAUAUGUUAAAUUAUGCAGAACAAGGCAUCCCAUGUAAUUGUUAAUGUUUUUUUUAUCCUAAGAUAAUAAAAAUAUAAUACACAAAACAGCAGGGAGACAAGUGUUUGCAAUAAUGUUGACACUACAUUUCAAGGACAAUGGUGAAUUUGCAUGUAUUAGAAUUGGCGUCCAUCC
Messenger RNA from Pelmatolapia mariae (spotted tilapia), 2987 nucleotides. Its product is annotated as phosphatidylinositol 3,4,5-trisphosphate 3-phosphatase and dual-specificity protein phosphatase PTEN. The record is from RefSeq and is a predicted model, not a curated record. The transcript has 10 exons. Gene Ontology annotation, cellular component: cell projection; plasma membrane; cytosol. Bases 704 to 2098 code for a protein of 464 amino acids. Lineage: Eukaryota; Metazoa; Chordata; Actinopteri; Cichliformes; Cichlidae. Gene Ontology annotation, molecular function: inositol-1,3,4,5-tetrakisphosphate 3-phosphatase activity; phosphatidylinositol-3,4,5-trisphosphate 3-phosphatase activity; phosphatidylinositol-3,4-bisphosphate 3-phosphatase activity. Gene Ontology annotation, biological process: phosphatidylinositol 3-kinase/protein kinase B signal transduction; cell motility; negative regulation of cell population proliferation.